This is a messenger RNA of Closterium sp. NIES-65, 861 nucleotides long. The record is from the annotation of a GenBank genome assembly. Lineage: Eukaryota; Viridiplantae; Streptophyta; Zygnematophyceae; Desmidiales; Closteriaceae.
AUGCUUCACCUCGAGGAGGCCGGUGCUGCUACCAAGCAGUCUCGCGAGAAGAUGUCCCUCAAAGCCAUUCGGACGGAGACAAAGGAGUUGCUGAAGGUGAAAGAUGGGCAGCUGAAAAUGUAUCAGGCGUCCAGGAAGGAGAGGCUGCAUCUUCAGGCGGGUUCCACGGCGGAGAUGACGGGCGAAAUUGCCUCGAAGCGCCUCUCCGCGAAGGUGCAGGCGCGGAAAGUGCGAACUCAGAUUUCGGAGCUGAAGGAUGGCGCGGUGUCGAUCACUGGUCCGAAGGAGAUUCUGGCGGCAGCGUCGCGCUACUUGAGGAACAUCUUUGGAAAGGGUCGCCGGGUUGAGGGCGCGGAGUGGAGCUUCCGUCCGGCUCGUCGUCUGGAUGCUGGGGUGGCUGAGACACUUACAGCGGACUGGACAGAGCAAGAAGUUAAGAAAGCUUUUGCGGAGAUGGCGAAGAACAAAUCCCCCGGCAGCGACGGUCUGCCGAAGGAGCUGUUCGAGGCACAUUGGGACCUGUUGGGGGAAAGCUUCAUGGUCAUGGCAAAGAGUUUUCAGAGCAGUGCAUCUCUACCGGUGGAGCUCAAGGAAGCCGUAACGAUUCUCCAGCACAAGAAGGGAGAUAAGGAGCAACUGAAUAACUACCGUCCAAUCACGUUGCUAAAUUUCACUUACAAGGUCUUGGCUAGGGUGGUGGCGGACCGCAUGAAAUCUGUUCUUCGCAUAAUCAUUUCACCUGAGCAGUAUGGCUUCAUCCCCGGUCGCCGCCUCUCAGAUGCAGUAGCGCUGGUGGCGGACAUUAUCGAAGGAGCAAAAAGCGGGAAUGAAGACUGGUACAUGCUUAUGGUGGACUUCUAG